This is a messenger RNA of Symphalangus syndactylus (siamang), 5492 nucleotides long. It is a transcript of the gene FAM13B, whose product is annotated as family with sequence similarity 13 member B. The record is from RefSeq and is a predicted model, not a curated record. NCBI's taxonomy places the organism in Eukaryota, Metazoa, Chordata, Mammalia, Primates, Hylobatidae. Gene Ontology annotation, biological process: signal transduction.
GUUAGGGAGGCUCUGCACCUCAGCCGCCGCCUGUGUCGCCACUCCCUCCCCCUCUUCCGCGUCUCCGCCGCCACCACCGCCGGGGGUAUCCGGGGGUCGCUUACCGGGCUGGCCCCGCGCCGCAGCCGUAGCUUUAACCUCUCGUCAGCGGCCGCCCCAGGAAGAGGCUUCCCGGCCGCGGAGCCAGUUGGGGCCUCAGUUCUCGCCCUCUUGCCGUCGCCGCGGGUCCUGGAGAAGCGGCCGCGGCCAGGGAACGGGGCAUCGCGGUUCCAACGAUUAACUGCUGAAGUACUGAUCGAGUUCUGCAUUUCUUCAAUGAGGAACUACAGGCUGAUCUUCUGCCAUAAUCUCAAACAGCCAUAAAUGACAAAAGAAUGCUUGCUCAGUGAGGGUAGCUGGUGCAGAAGCCAUUUUUUAAACUUAGGUAUUUAAGUACUGAAAGAAAAGACAGCUUUGAUUUCUGGCUGCAAAAAAGAUAUGAGGAAGAGCUCCUCCCCUUCCUUGAGUAACUGCAACUCCGUUCUUGCUAACAAAAUAUUUGGAAUUCCACUUGAUGAGCUGCAGCAGGGAGGACAUCCAGACAAUGAGGUUCCAUUCAUAGUCCGCCACGUUGUGGACUAUAUUGAGGAACAUGGAGGUCUGGAGCAACAAGGACUUUUUCAAGUCAAUGGAAAUGCUGAGACAGUGGAGUGGCUUCGGCAGAGAUACGACAGCGGAGAAGAGGUGGAUUUGGUUAAGGAAGCAGAUGUUCCCUCAGCUAUUAGCCUUCUUAGAUUUUUUCUUCAAGAACUUCCUGAACCUGUUAUCCCUGGCAGUUUACAUAUUCACUUGAUGCAGCUUUCUCAAGAUUAUAAUAAUGAAGAUGAAUUUGGAAGAAAGUUGAGGUUCCUCUUACAACAGCUUCCACCUGUUAAUUACAGUUUGUUAAAGUUUCUGUGUAGAUUUUUAGCCAAUGUAGCAUCACAUCAUGAAGAAAUUUGGUCUGCAAAUUCUUUGGCUGCUGUCUUUGGUCCAGAUGUCUUCCACAUUUACACAGAUGUGGAAGAUAUGAAAGAGCAAGAAAUAGUGAGCAAGAUAAUGGCUGGAUUUCUGGAAAACUACUAUGAGUUUUUUGAGAAUGAAGAGGAAGAUUUUUCAUCUAAUGAUUUGAGUUCAAUUACUGAACAGGUUAAUGAACUUUCUGAGGAAGAAGAGGAAGAUGAAAAGCUGGAACAUAUUGAAGAACUUCCAGAAGAGGGUGCAGAAAAAUCAAAUGACAUGCCAGAGGUGGUACAAUUAAGGAUGACUGAAAACAUCCUGGAAUCAAAUAGUGUUACGGCAACAACAAGCACCCAUAUAUCUCCCAUCAGCAUCCUACCAGCCUCUACAGAUAUUUUAGAAAGAACAAUUAGAGCAGCUGUGGAACAGCACCUUUUUGAUCUGCAGAGCAGCAUAGAUCAUGAUCUUAAGAAUUUACAACAGCAAAGUGUGGUGUGUAAUAACGAAGCAGAAAGUAUUCAUUGUGAUGGGGAAGGAUCUAAUAACCAGGUUGAUAUUGCUGAUGAUAUUAUUAAUGCCAGUGAAAGUAACAGAGACUGUUCAAAACCUGUGGCUAGCACUAAUUUAGACAAUGAAGUUAUGCAGCAAGAUUGUGUAUUUGAGAAUGAAGAAAAUAACCAGUCUGUAGGUAUAUUGUUAGAGCCAUGCAGUGACCAUGGUGGUAGUGAAGAUGGCUGUCUUGAGAGGGAAGAAUAUUUGUUAUUUGACAGUGAUAAAUUGUCGCACUUGAUUCUGGAUUCUAGUAGCAAGAUAUGUGAUUUGAAUGCCAACACUGAAUCAGAAGUACCAGGAGGUCAGAGUGUUGGUGUUCAAGGGGAAGCAGCAUGUGUCAGUAUUCCACAUUUAGAUCUGAAGAAUGUUUCUGAUGGUGAUAAAUGGGAAGAGCCAUUUCCUGCUUUUAAGUCUUGGCAGGAGGACUCUGAGUCUGGAGAAGCUCAGCUGUCUCCACAAGCUGGCAGAAUGAAUCAUCACCCCUUGGAAGAGGACUGUCCUCCAGUAUUAUCACACCGCAGUUUAGAUUUUGGGCAAAGCCAGCGUUUCCUACAUGAUCCAGAAAAGUUGGAUUCCUCAUCUAAAGCACUGUCUUUUACUAGAAUUCGAAGAUCAUCCUUUAGUUCAAAAGAUGAAAAGAGAGAGGACAGAACACCUUAUCAGCUGGUCAAGAAACUUCAGAAGAAAAUCAGACAAUUUGAGGAACAGUUUGAAAGGGAAAGAAACAGCAAGCCCUCCUACAGUGAUAUUGCUGCCAAUCCAAAGGUAUUAAAAUGGAUGACAGAGCUUACAAAACUGCGGAAGCAAAUUAAAGAUGCAAAACACAAAAAUUCUGAUGGAGAAUUUGUACCUCAGACACGUCCACGUAGUAACACACUUCCAAAAAGCUUUGGCUCUUCUCUAGACCAUGAAGACGAAGAGAAUGAAGAUGAACCCAAGGUCAUUCAGAAGGAGAAGAAACCAUCUAAAGAAGCAACCCUUGAACUUAUUCUUAAAAGACUGAAAGAAAAACGUAUUGAGAGGUGUCUUCCAGAAGAUAUCAAGAAAAUGACCAAAGAUCAUUUGGUAGAAGAGAAAGCUUCUCUUCAGAAAAGUCUUCUUUACUAUGAAAGUCAACAUGGAAGGCCGGUGACCAAGGAAGAAAGGCACAUUGUUAAACCUCUCUAUGAUAGAUACAGGCUUGUAAAACAAAUGCUGACAAGAGCUAGCAUCACUCCUGUCCUUGGAUCUCCAUCCACCAAGCGAAGGGGUCAGAUGUUACAGCCAAUCAUAGAAGGAGAAACUGCACAUUUUUUUGAAGAAAUCAAGGAGGAGGAAGAAGAUGGUGUUAAUCUGUCCUCUGAGUUAGGUGAUAUCUUGAAAACUGCAGUACAGGUACAGUCUUCAUUAGAAAACUCUGAAUCUGAUGUUGAAGAAAAUCAAGAAAAACUGGCUCUGGAUCUCCGAUUGUCAAGUUCUCGAGCAGCUUCUAUGCCUGAAUUAUUGGAACAACUUUGGAAAGCCAGAGCUGAAAAAAAGAAACUACGCAAAACAUUGCGGGAAUUUGAAGAAGCAUUUUAUCAACAAAAUGGAAGGAAUGCCCAGAAAGAAGAUCGUGUUCCAGUGCUUGAGGAGUACAGGGAGUACAAGAAAAUUAAAGCCAAGCUUCGGCUUCUUGAAGUUCUUAUAAGCAAACAAGAUUCUUCAAAAUCCAUAUAAGAUACGUUCCUUGAAAAUUCAUAUCAUAAAGUCAGUUGUAUUCCUUGAAGCUAUCAUCGUGUGUACUUGGCUGGUACUUAAAUUCGUUUUGUCAGGCACUCAGAGAAUCUCAUUUUGUGCUUGGUUGUGGUGCCACUAAACAAAACAAAUGAUGGGAGAGUAAGUAGGCCCUCUCAAGGGAGCGUAAGUGAUGUUCCAUAUUAACCACAGACUGUCCUCUCCACCUUUAGCAAACAUAUGAUUUCCUUCAUUGUUUUGUACUACAGAUACAUCCUUUUAGCAAAAGACUAGAAUUUUAUCCUUUCAACUUCAAGAACUUUGGAAAUGCAAGCUUUUUGUUAUUACCAACUUUUUGUUUCUCAUUACUGAAGAAAAUUGGAGGAAAAUCUUCAUACUGAAUUCUUCUGUUGCCUUUUUCUUACAGAAUGACUGAAAAUUUGAAAGAAAAGCCUAUAAAAGUACACAUAUGCAACUGUGUUCUCUGUUUUCCUAGAAAACCAAAAUCAAACUGAGAUUUCAAGUCCUACUGUGGAACACCUUUCUGUUUAAUUCCCAAAGUGACACCUUCUCACAAGUAGUAUGUUAGUAAAAUUUUGCAAUUCACUGGUCACACAGCUCCUGGAUGAAGAUAACAGUUGGUAGACCAAAAAGUGACCUUGCUUAGUAUAUUGAAAACACACACCACACAUCACACACAGAACUGAAUCAUACCACAUGCUGCCUAUGGGACUUCAGUUACUGUUUCCUGAGUUACUGUUUAUCCGCUGGCAAUGGUGUGAUUUGUCUGGAUCAGAUCUGCGCUGUUCCCCAACCCACCUCCAGAUAAUGUGAGAAAAUAGCCAUGUCAGUAUGUAGGAACUCUGAUGGUGCUCAGAUUUGUGUGUUCAAUCAAUGGGCUUAAAUCAGCAAAAUAUUAUGCCUAAAGUAAAUCUGUUCUUAACAAGGGCUCUACCACUGCAUUUUCACAUGUACCUUCAGGGGGUUAUCUUUUUUUUUCCCCUCCUGUUUUAAUCAGCAAAAUCCAUACCAAAACAACAACAACAACGCCCUCUUAAGCUACCACCCUUUGGUCAGUCAUCACAUGCUGUUUAAAGCAGCUGAUUACAGGAUGUGUAGUGGUAUGCCCCUUGUCAUAUACUCUUAGCAUAUCUUUUUUUCCUUUGGCUUUGCAUGGCUUUUCUUCAGGUACUGUCUUGGUAUCAUUCUGCUAAUCAUUGUUACAGAAUGGUGACUUCAUUUGUGCUAACAAUACAACAGCAGAUUUGGGUCAGGCUUAAUCUAAGUGUUAACUUUUUUUUCCUGGUGCUUUUUUGGAUUGAUGACUGUCUCACUUUGACUAUACCCGUGUUUUGCAUGCAAUGACUCAUGCAUGGUUUUCUUAACUAGCUAUUAUUAACAAUUUGUUCCAUAUAAAAAUGGAAUUUUGCAACAUCCUUUAAUAAGGUGAGGGAAGCAUGAACCUCAGACUUCUGGCACUAUUACAUAGUAAGCACAUGAAGUAGUUUGAUAAUAAAUAGCAGUUCUAGUACUUCACAUUUCACCCGUGUGUGCAAUGCCUUUUUUGGGGGGGUAGGGGGUGAGGGAAAACCUAGUAGUGAAUGUGUAGUUGGGGAAUAAAGAAAAGCACUAAAUCCUGCCCUUUUUGUGUGAUUUCCUUUUGAUACAACUAGGUUAUUCAUAAUGUAUACCUAGAAAAGUGAAAUUGAAAAUGCCAAAAGAUCUGUCAUUUUUAUUUGAAUCCGUCAUGCAGUGUACAUUUCAGAUAAUUUCCUUCAGUCUCCAGAUAGGAGUGUAUCCAAACAUCUAAUUUUAUGUGCACUGUGUAUUUUCUAUGAAUGUUUUAUUUUAUAUACCACAUGCAAAAAUGUCCAUAUGCACUAUUUAAAUGUUUUAAAUAAUAUAUUCCUUCUUUAUAAUGCUAAAUCUAUAUGAGUACCAUAUUUUUAUAAGUCAGUGGCCUGACUGGUUUCAUUUUAGAAUUAACAGCUGCUUCAUGAUGUUAUUCAAUGUUAAUGUUUGGCUGUGAGUAGAAUAUGUAAAAGUGGCAUGGCAGCACUUACGCUCUGUGACAGUAUUGUGUGUCAUAGUUGAGCAGUAGCUGGUAGAAUUAGGCAGUUGGUGAUAGUUUUACUUUGGUACAAAUAAAAACUGUAUAUCUAUAUACAAAUAAUAUAUAGAUAUAUAUGUCGACCAGUAUAAUUGCAUUGCUGUGUCUGGCACUUCAUUGUACAGACUUUUGUAAUAAAAGAACUUGAAAGUUCUAA